This is a messenger RNA of Cladocopium goreaui, 3024 nucleotides long. Lineage: Eukaryota; Dinophyceae; Suessiales; Symbiodiniaceae. The record is from the annotation of a GenBank genome assembly.
AUGAUGGCUAUGAAGCGAGAUUUCCCUGAUAUGAAUCGCGCCAUUGCUUGGUACCAAUCACUGCUGGAUAGGGAUCCUACACAAAGCUCCGAACGCUACCCCACUUUGACCUUCCUACGGAAUGUGCCUGAUGAUGGGCCAAGUAUCCAUGACUUUCAAUUGGGGGAUUUGCCUCCACGGGUUCAGCCCCAUAAUUUGCAGGUGGUUGCGGACAAGAACCUUGGCGAUCAUCUCUUUGCAGUCUUUGCUGAUCAUUCCCGCAUGGAACAGGCUAUCAAGUUCUAUGUGAGUGACAGGUUUGGGCCCAUUGCAGGGAAGCCUCAUGCCAACAUCAUGCCGAUCUCUAGCCUGGAUGACUUCUACUUGGGACUGGAGAAGUUUGAUUUCUCAGCUAAUGGGAAAAACGGAUUUUAUCCUUCGAACUGCCAAUUUCAAGCUCACUUUGGCGAAUUUCUGGCUUAUGGUUACAAGCCUAUGGAAUCAGUGAGCGUGAAGUUCAACAACCAGGCGCGUGAUGCCAAGGACUUUUGCAAGAAAGUUGCAAAGAAUGCAAUUGCGAAAUCCAAGGCCACCGGUCGGACGAUGGACACCUAUGUGGCUGCUCACCAGGACAAGUCAAAGAAUGCGUUGUCAAAGGCCAUGGAGGCUAGUUUCGUGGCUUGGGGGGAAGAACUGAAGGCCGACCAAGCUCAGUUCUGUAGUGACUGCCACAAGAGAUCCUGGGAUGCGGUAUCCAAUUACUUGAAAGAGAAACCUGGCGCCAAGAAAGAGGACGCCAGUGAUGAUGAAGCGAAGGUCAAAGUGAAGGAGGACCAGGGAGAAGAUGAGACGGAUGAAAGUGAUGGUGAUGAUGAACGCAAAAACGCUCAUGCUGACUUGGAAGACAUGGUGAGGAAGGUUGCAGGUGGCACUGACUUCAUCCAGAAAGUGGUGGAGGCUAUGCAUGUCCCAACCAUCAAAGCAAAAAUCAUGCUUGAUUUGAAUGCCUACGAUGGCUUUGCAGCUUUGGCCUGUGUGGAGGACAUGUGCAAAGGCAAUGCGGCUGUGUGUGGUUCCCUGUGCCUAGACCACUCAGGGACUGAUUUGAUGUCCAGAGUAUCCAACAAGGUGUACGAGCAUUGCCGCUCUGGUGCCAUAAGUCUCCCGGGGUUUCCGGAUUUCAACCCCAUCAUCCAUGCGUUGAAAUCGCACCAACCAGUGGAACGGCAGAAGUCCUUUCGGGUCUCUGUUCAGCAAAUGGAUCGUUUGGUCGUGCUGCAAAGUCUUGCCCAAAAAUGGUUGGAUACUGAAUCGACCCGGGAGCGUGCUUUGAAGAUCAUUUCCGACCACAAUGAUACCUACAACUGUGAUGGACAAUACUGGUUGGAAGAGAGGAGAGAGGUGUCGGCCUCUGAAAAUGCCAGCAGGGCGGAAGAACAGCCCGCAAGCGCAUCAAGCUCGAAGCCUUCAGUGAGCAGGUUCAGCUAUGGAAGCGGAGAGUGGCGCGAUGGUCGUGAAGCAGAAGAAUGUCUUCAGGAUUCCGAGGGACGAUGGAUGAGUUUCUCCGCAAAGAAGGACACUCUGCUGAUCCUCGAAAAGAAAGGCCUGCCGAGUCACAUCAAGUUGGAGAACUUGGAGGUGGCAGUGACCCUUCAGUCGCUGGUAUGCGAUCUGCAGGAUGCAGGGGAAGCCAAAUUGGAGGUAUCGCAUCACAAACUGAAGGAUGAGGAUUGGGUGAGUGUCAAACCACUUGUCUUCGUCAUGGACAAUCCCCCGGAGGAAGGGCUUGAUUGCAGCAGUGGCGAUGGAACCAAAGUUCUGACUCCAAUUCGACCGGUGGCAAUUUUGGGCCAUGAUUUGGAUAUUGGACAGGCAUGGACAUGGCUCAUCAUGCUCUACCUGCCCGGUUUGCGGCUUCAGUUGCCGGUGCCAGCACCAGAAUCUUUUGAGAUCAUGCAAGAAGAACAAUACCCGGACAACCAAGAGGGUCUCUACACUCCACCCGAUGAUCGAUACGAUACUUUGGUGGUUGACAGCCCUGCAGUUCCUCCAACAGAAAUUGAGGCUGGCAAUACUGACUCUUUGGGAAUGAAUGAUGCAGAGUUGCUCAACUUCAUGCACAACAGCGCAGCUGCCACGGCGGUGGAUUUGGAUGAGGCUUGCUUGAUGCAUGAGGAUGGUUGGGUAUCCACUGAGAUGGUAUUAGCCACAAAGAAUGCCAUUGACAAUGCCCUUAGCCAAAUUCAUCGGCUCAUGCAUCCCUCGCACCAGACCCUGAACUCCGAGAACAUCACCGGCAAGGAUGAUACCGCUGAAGCAAAUGCUGACCGAGAACAUAAAGCUGCUGGAGACACGCUGGCAUAUGAGACACAGGAUGGCAUGGACAAGGCAGAGACGAGUUUGGAUGCGGAGCUUCUGGAGAAGAGGCAGAGGGAGUACAUCACCUAUGAAAUGGAUGUGCUGAGGACUUCCCCUGUUACCUGUGACAAGUUGAAACUGGAGCUGUUCUACAUGAGACAGAUUGUCACCGGCGCACUCCCCUUGCCUGAGCUGCCUGAGCUGCCUGAGCUGCCUGAUACCUGCUUAGUGAUCGGUGAGCCUGAGAAGCCUGACGCCUGUGGAACUGAGCCUGAGAAGCCUGACGCCUGUGGAAGCCCACCUGUGGUUAAGCCUGAGAAGCCUGACGCCUGUGGAACCCCACCUGUGGUUGAGCCUGCGAGCGCAGCCCUGAAGGCAACGCCAAAAACAAAGGUGACGCCAAAAAGAGCUGCAGCAAAGUCCAAGAAAGCUACUGGGUCCAAGGAGGCCACAAACAAUGUGAAGAAAGCGGGGCCGAAGGCUAAGGCAAAAGCCAAGGCCAAGGCCAAGGCCGUUGUGAAGAAAAAGGUGUCUGUGGCCGAGCAGAAUCAGGUGGAUUUGGCCAAAAAGCUCCAUUGCGUCUACUGUGCAGCUUUGAAGUCUGCACAGAAUGAAGGCUUGAGUCGCAUCACAUGCCGUUCGAUGGCAGCUGAUGCCCGCAGGCAGCAACUCGCCUUUUACUUAUGA